AUUGUUUCAUUAUGAAACAUGCUAAAUGUUAAGAGGAAAGGUUGUGAUGUUUUACUUAAUGAUAUCAAUAGGUCUCCUUUCCAGACACUCGAUGACCUUAGAUUUAAAGAAAUUUUAGCAUUUGCUGAUGCAACUUCUAAGAUGUCAGAGGGAAAGGGAUUAAAGCGUCAUAAUACUUUUACACCAGAAACAAAACAUGCUUUAGUUAACACCCUACAAGGAUUGGUGGAAUUAAUAAAAAAACUGCUUUCAGAAGAUCACCAAUAUGUUCUUCCCGGUUUUUUUCAAACAGAUCGUCUUGAAGGUGAAUUUGGCAUCUACAGACAACUAAGUGGCUGAAAUUAUUUUAUCUCAGCAGAACAAGUAUUGAACAGUUUGCACCUUCAGCGGUUAAAAUUAUUCAGCAAAAUAGUUUCUUUGGAUGAAACUGACAUUCAUUGCUCACGCAUACAUUCAGACUGUUGCACAAUGGAUCUAUUGGAAGAGGAUAUUAUUUAUUUAGAUGAAUGUUUAAUUAAUGCAGACAAUGAAUCUAUUAAUGAUCAGGAGAAUGCUGCCCUUUUUUAUAUGGCUGGUUAUGUACAGCACAAGAUCGAUCCGCAGCGUAUAGUUGAUACAACAACAUCACAAUCAGCUAGUUCUGAAUUUACAGAUUAUGUUUCACGUGGUAAAUUGCGUUAUCCUGGUGAUACUCUUCUCCAGUUUAUUUGUGUUUGUUAUCUACUGUUUAACAGCGUUCCAAUGUCUGAAAAACGUUUUCAAUGUGUUGUUUAUUUAAAGAAAUUAUUUUUAUUCUUGCAUUCAACAUUACCAUUUGAUUUAGAAACAGACAGUAUAGGUAUUUCAAAAGUUAUAUCAAUAACAACUAACUGUUUCUUAAAAGGUGUUACGACCCUUGAUAAUACAUCUGAUAUUGUUUCAUUAAACAUUGAGGACAGAAAAAGAAAGAAACUCAAUACUUAGUGGUCUGAUUAUUUAGUUGACGUUGGUGAUAUAAUUAAUAACGUUUUGAAAUGUAUUUAUGGCUUUAUAUUUAUAUGGUUUAAAAUUUGUUUAUAAUUAUAUAUUUAUUAUUAUGAUAUGAAUAUAUAGUAUGAUAAGUAGUGAUUAAUUAGUUUAUUA
This is a messenger RNA of Hydra vulgaris (swiftwater hydra), 1122 nucleotides long. NCBI's taxonomy places the organism in Eukaryota, Metazoa, Cnidaria, Hydrozoa, Anthoathecata, Hydridae. The record is from RefSeq and is a predicted model, not a curated record.